AUGCAAGGGACGAUCGAGCAGCAAGCGAUCUUCCGUGAGCCUGUAGCCGCAGGCACCCAAAACCCAACAGAAGAAUACCUCGCCCUCACCCAAACACCAGGCCGACUCGACCGCGCCGAGCUCGAAACCAUCUACGACCGACUCAAUCCGGUAUCCCCAAAAUUCUUGGAUGGAGAGUGGAGCAUCCACUUGCUCGACACGGGACAUCCGGCCCAGGCCAUCGCGACGGACGGGCUGCCGCUUAUCCGGACACUGUUUUCGUUAGAGGAGACAGAAAAGGUCCGGCAAAUCAGGUUCCACGGUAUCGACGCCUGCGCGGUCAUCCCCGACGGCGAGGACAAGGUAGAUCGGUUUCGAUAUGUGAAUGAGUGUACCGUGGCGGCGACCAAUGAGUAUAAGCCUUAUUAUCGGGAUUCGGGGGUUUUGCACUUCUAUCUGACGCGGGUGGGUGAGUGA
Molecule: messenger RNA, 456 nt
Organism: Aspergillus fijiensis CBS 313.89
Lineage: Eukaryota; Fungi; Ascomycota; Eurotiomycetes; Eurotiales; Aspergillaceae
Exons: 3
Coding region: 1-456 (151 amino acids)
Source: RefSeq, a predicted model, not a curated record